Messenger RNA from Puma concolor (puma), 4119 nucleotides. NCBI's taxonomy places the organism in Eukaryota, Metazoa, Chordata, Mammalia, Carnivora, Felidae. The record is from RefSeq and is a predicted model, not a curated record.
AUGGUGUACUCGAAUCGAGGCGACUGGGGGCACCAGCAUCUACUGCUGUUUUUUAUAAUCCUCACAGCCUGGGAAAGCGGAAGCGGCCAGGUCCACUACUCAGUCCCGGAGGAGGCCAAACACGGCACCUUCGUGGGCCGCAUCGCGCAGGACUUGGGGCUGGAGCUGGCGGAGCUGGUGCCGCGCCUUUUCCGAGUGGCUUCCAAAGGCCACGGGGACCUUCUGGAGGUAAACCUGCAGAAUGGUAUUUUGUUUGUGAAUUCUCGGAUCGACCGCGAGGAGCUGUGUGGGCGGAGCGCGGAAUGCAGCAUCCAUCUGGAGGUGAUCGUGGACAGGCCGCUGCAGGUUUUCCAUGUGGAAGUGGAGGUGAAGGACAUUAACGACAACCCGCCCGUAUUCCCAGAGACAAAAAAGAAUCUGUUUAUAGCCGAAUCCAGGAUGCUUGACUCUAGGUUUCCACUAGAGGACGCUUCCGAUGCAGAUAUCGAGGAGAACGCUCUGUUGACUUACAGACUGAGCCCCAACGAGUUUUUCUCUCUGGACGUACCAACCAAUGGCGAACAGGAAAAACCUCUUGGUCUUGUAUUACGGAAAUCUUUAGACAGGGAAGAAUCUCCGGAACUUCAUUUAUUGCUCACAGCCACUGAUAGAGGCAAACCUGAGCUGACUGGCACUGUUCAGUUACUCAUCAAAGUGCUGGAUGCCAAUGACAACGCACCAGUUUUCGACAGAACACUCUAUGCGGUGAAAUUACCAGAAAAUGUUCCCAAUGGAACAUUAGUAAUUAAACUCAAUGCCUCAGAUUUGGAUGACGGCAUGAAUGGGUAUAUUAUUUACUCAUUCUCUAGUGACGUUUCCCCAGAUAUAAAAUCUAAAUUCUACAUGGAUGCCAUAAAUGGAGAAAUUAUAGCAAUAGGACAUAUCGAUUUUGAAGAAUGUAAAACCUACAAAAUUCGAGUAGAAGCGAUCGAUAAAGGCUAUCUACCACUAGCUGGUCACUGUACAGUUCUUGUGCAAGUUUUGGACGCUAAUGAUAAUGCUCCAGAGUUGACUGUUACUUCUCUGUCUCUCCCUAUCUCAGAGAAUGCUCAGCGGGGCACAGUCAUCACCUUGAUCAGUGUGUCUGACCGAGAUUCUGGAGCUAAUGGCCAGGUGACCUGCACACUGUCGCCCCAUGUCCCCUUCAAGCUGGUGUCCACCUUCAAGAAUUACUAUUCGCUGGUGCUGGACAGCGCCCUGGACCGCGAGAGCGUGUCGGACUAUGCUCUAGUAGUGACAGCACGGGACGGGGGCUCGCCUUCGCUGUCGGCCACGGCCAGUGUGGAGGUGGAGGUGAAGGACAUUAACGACAACCCACCAGUCUUCUCCGUCUCAGAACAAAAGCUUUCAAUACCCGAAUCUCGGCUGCUUGACUCUCGAUUUCCGCUAGAAGGCGCAUCUGAUGCGGAUGUUGGAGAGAAUGCAGUGCUUACUUACAGACUCAGUCCAAAUGAGUUUUUCAUUCUUGAUAUUAUAAACAAAAAAGACAAAGGCAAAUUUCCAGUGCUUGUUCUAGGAAAAAUGCUGGAUCGUGAAGCAAAUCCUCAGCUUCAGUUAUUAUUAACGGCAACCGAUGGAGGCAAACCCGAAUAUACUGGAUCUGUUACUCUGCUGAUCUUGGUGUUGGAUGCCAAUGAUAAUGCGCCUAUGUGUGACCGAUCCGUUUAUGAAGUUAAAAUGUAUGAAAAUUCAGCGAACCAAACGUUAGUAAUAUGGCUGAAUGCGUCUGAUGCGGAUGAAGGAAUAAACAAAGAAAUGAUAUAUUCAUUUAGUGCUUUGGUUCCAUCCAGCGUAAGAAGGAAAUUUCUAAUGAAUGAAAAAACGGGAGAAAUACGAAUAAAUGAUGCUAUUGACUUUGAGGAUAGUAACACUUAUGAAAUUCAUGUAGAUGUGACAGAUACAGGAAACCCACCUAUGGUUGGUCACUGCACUGUCUUAGUGGAAAUUCUGGAUGAAAAUGAUAAUUCACCUGAGGUGGUUAUCACUUCUUUGGCUCUUCCGGUACAAGAAGAUGCUCAGGUAGGCACUGUCAUCGCCCUGAUCAGCGUGUCCGACCGUGAUUCUGGAGCUAAUGGCCAGGUGACCUGCACACUGUCGCCCCAUGUCCCCUUCAAGCUGGUGUCCACCUUCAAGAAUUACUAUUCGCUGGUGCUGGACAGCGCCCUGGACCGCGAGAGCGUGUCGGACUAUGCUGUAGUGCAGAGGCGGCAGAGGGUGUGUUCUGGGGAGGGUCCGCCCAAGACCGACCUCAUGGCUUUUAGUCCCAGCCUUACCCCGUGUCCAGUACCAGAUGUGCAAAGGGAAGAACAGUCUAGUGGAGAGGACUACUCAAGGAAGAGCAGGAUGUUAGCUUCAGGAUCAGGUGGCCAGGAAGUCAAGCGCUUGCUGCUCUCGGUUAUGCUCCUUGCAGCGUCGGAGGCCGAGAGCGGCCAAGUCCAUUACUCUGUCCCGGAGGAAGCCAAACACGGCACCUUCGUGGGCCGCAUCGCGCAGGACCUGGGGCUGGAGCUGGAAGAGCUGGUGCCGCGCUUUUUCCGAGUGGCGUCCAAAGGUCGCGGGGAUCUUCUGGAGGUAAAUCUGCAGAAUGGUAUUUUGUUUGUGAAUUCUCGGAUCGACCGCGAGGAGCUGUGUGGGCGGAGCGCGGAAUGCAGCAUCCACCUGGAGGUGAUCGUGGACAGGCCGCUGCAGGUUUUCCAUGUGGAGGUGGAGGUGAAGGACAUUAACGACAACCCGCCAAUGUUCCCAGCGACACAAAAAAAUUUGUUUAUUUCUGAAACUAGGGCUCUCCACUCUCAUUUUUCACUAGAGGGCGCGUAUGAUGCAGAUAUCGGGGCCAACGCUCUGCUGACUUACAAACUGAGCCCCAACGAAUAUUUCUCUCUGGAAGUACCCACCAACGAGGAACAGGUAAAACCGCUCGAACUAGUACUAAAAAAAUCUUUAGACAGGGAAGUCGCUUCAAAGCUUCUCUUGGUGCUCAAAGCAACUGAUGGGGGCAAACCUGAGCUGACAGGUACCACAGAGUUACACAUCACAGUGCUGGAUGCAAAUGACAACGCCCCAGUAUUUGACAAAGCAGUCCAUCGUGUAAAAUUAGUGGAGAAUUCAAGAAACGGUACUCUGGUUAUUAGACUUAAUGCCUCGGAUUUGGAUGAAGGUUCCAACAGUCACAUUCUUUAUUCAUUUGCAACUGAUGUCUCCUCUAAUACAGAAGCCUCUUUUCACAUAGAUUCAGAGAGUGGAGAAAUAAAAGUAAACGGAAAAAUAGAUUUUGAAGAAACUAAAUUAUGGAAACUUCAAAUAGAAGCAGUUGACAGAGGAAAUCCUCCGAUGUUUGGUCACUGCACAAUCUUGAUAGAAGUCUUGGAUAUUAACGAUAAUGCUCCGGAGUUGCUAGUGACUUCACUAUCGCUGUCUGUUCCAGAGGAUGCUCCACUGGGGACCGUCAUCGCCCUAAUCAGUGUAACUGACCGUGACGCUGGUGGCAACGGGCAAGUUACCUGCUCACUAACACCCCAUGUCCCCUUCAAGCUGGUGUCCACCUUCAAGAAUUACUAUUCGCUGGUGCUGGACAGCGCCCUGGACCGCGAGAGCGUGUCGGACUAUGCUGUAGUGGUGACCGCACGGGACGGGGGCUCGCCUUCGCUGUCGCUGGUGGAUGUCAACGUGUACCUGAUCAUCGCCAUCUGCGCGGUGUCCAGCCUGCUGGUGCUCACGCUGCUGCUGUACGUGGCGCUGCGGUGCUCGGCGCCGCCCAGCGAGGGCGCGUGCGGGCCGGGGAAGCCCACGCUGGUGUGUUCCAGCGCGGUGGGGAGCUGGUCGUACUCGCAGCAGAGGCGGCAGAGGGUGUGCUCUGGGGAGGGUCCGCCCAAGACCGACCUCAUGGCCUUCAGCCCUUGUGUUCCUCCCGGUUCAAGUUCUGGAGAUAGUGGAGAACAACGGGAUAUUUUCGGGAAUGAUUGUACAGUACUCACUAUUCAGGCGCAAGGUGUCGCUCUUUACUUGGUGGAAGUAGUUCUUUCAAGGGUUGGUCUGACCAGCCAGGAACGCCCCGUACAAAAACGACUCCAUCAUGCCUAA